AUGAGUGACAGACCAAAUCGUGAGGCGGAUAAUCAAUCGCCAGAUGUUGAUCCUACUCAGAAAACAAACUCGGAAAACAAAAUGUCGUACACAUUUAAUAAAAAUGAAGGUCAUGGUAAAGAAUUUAUUGAUAUUGAUGCUGAUACCGCACCAUACAGUCAAGAUGCUGAAGGGUAUGAUAUCUCAAGACGUGUAAAGCCUCAAGCUGGCGAACUUAGAGAAAAUACCAAUAUCAUCAAAUCCGCUUUCCAUAUUUUUAAGGCCAACGUCGGCACUGGAGUAUUCAUAUUACCAAAUUUCUACAAAGAUGCCGGAUUCAUCGCAUCGGUGUUCCUGGGGCUAAUGAUUGGGACGAUUGUGAUAGACUGUACACAACUAUUACUGCAAACCAAGCUAAAGAUUAAUCGGAACGAUACAACAACCUACUCUAGUAUUUCCCGGUACGUUUUUGGACCUUUUUUGAGUUGGUUUCUUUUUUGUGCACUUUGCUUGACCCAAUUUGGCUUUUGUUUGAUGUAUUCCCAGCUCUUUUCGGUCACGAUGGAUGAGUUGUUGAGUUUUUCAUACUCCGGCUUCGUUUGGCCAACCGUGAUGCUGCUUAUGGUAUUUCCCAUGACGUGUUUUUCCCAUAAUCUUUCCGUGUUGUCCUCGGCCUCGGUGUUGGCGACGAUUGGGGUGACCUACGCGUUGCUGAGUUGUGUGGUGCGCAGUGGAAUUGAAAUCUAUCAUAACCACGGCAAAGCCCAUCCAACGUGCAAUGCAUUCGGUAAAAAUAUUCCCGUUGGCUGGUUUAACAAUCUCGCGAAUAACAUGAUGGUCCUUGAGGGGAUUGGGAUUGUAUUGCCGGUGCACGCCGCGUGUAAUCAAAAGAGAUUGGUUCCCAAUAUGACGAUUGUGGUACUGGGGCUGGUGAUUGCGGCGUAUCUUUUGAUUGGGAUCAUGGGAUAUUCCGCGUUUGGCAGCACUUUGGAGACUUCAUUAGUGACUGGAAUGAAGCAUGAUCUCUGGGGCUUCAGCAUUCGCGUCUUUUUUAUAAUUAAUAUCGUCUUUACCUACCCCGUACAGUUCAUGUCCGCCAUGCAGUUGAUUGAUCAAGUCAUUAAAAGUACACCGGGAAGUAAAAUGGGAUUAGGUCUUCGCUUAGGCAUCAAUCUCAUAAUUUGGGUGAUUUCAUUUAGCAUUGGUGGGAAAGCCGUAAAUAUGGUCCUUUCUCUUAUUGGCGCUAUACCUUCGACCUGGAUUGUGUUGAUUAUUCCAAGCGUCAUGCGUUCCCAUGUUGACUACGCCGUCGAACACCCGGAUGAGGAUCGAUCAAGUUUAAAAUACUGGAAAGUCGCUAUUAUCGGGGUUCCAGGAAGGCGCUUUACGUGGCUACGCAUUAGAUGUAUUUCUUAUUGCAUAUUAGCAAUAUUAAUUAUGGUAAUUGGUACAUACAGCAUUUUUAACUAG
This is a messenger RNA of Phytomonas sp. Hart1, 1449 nucleotides long. Lineage: Eukaryota; Euglenozoa; Kinetoplastea; Trypanosomatida; Trypanosomatidae. The record is from the annotation of a GenBank genome assembly.